Messenger RNA from Cryptotermes secundus, 583 nucleotides. RefSeq names its product anaphase-promoting complex subunit 15B. The coding region runs from base 156 to 512 and encodes 118 amino acids. The transcript is spliced from 3 exons. Gene Ontology annotation, cellular component: anaphase-promoting complex. Lineage: Eukaryota; Metazoa; Arthropoda; Insecta; Blattodea; Kalotermitidae. The record is from RefSeq and is a predicted model, not a curated record. Gene Ontology annotation, biological process: regulation of mitotic cell cycle spindle assembly checkpoint.
UUUUUUUUUCUUUUGGCGAAAAGACGUGACAAAUGACAGUAGUGGUGUGCGCAGAUGACGAUUGCAUGUGUUUUUAUUUCUAAUGUAACAGUUUAUGGGUGAAGAAGAGAAGGUUGUGUUUUAAGUUUGUUGGUUGAAUACGAAGUUUUGAUACUAUGCCUGUCCCUCUGUUUCCUAGUUUGACGCCAAAAGCGACAGAUUCUCUGUGGUUUAGUGUUGACAGACCCUGCGACGAUGAAAGUGAGCUUUUGCAGAUGGAACAAGAACAUCAGGCGUGGAUAAACAGUAUAGCACAAGAAGAUUGUGACCUGAUUCCUAUCGGGAAAUCUGCCUCAGAGCAUCUUGAAGAAGAGGAAGAAGAUGAUGAAGAAGAAGAUGAUAAUGAUGAUGACAGUGACAGCCAUGAUGAUGAAGAUGAUGAAGAGUUGGACAUGGAGGUAACCUAUGAGCGAGACUCUCCUGUGGAUGUAAGCAUCCGUCUUGGAUCAGGAGCGGGGCAUGGUGUCAGAUGAACAGGUUGAGACCAUGUAGUUACAGAUUCUGUUGUAUAUAAACUGGUUAAUAAAGUGAGUCAGUCAUUGUA